AUGAGUGGAUCAAAGCAAAACUUUUCAAUUUUAAACGUCGUUUCUCAGCGUACAUUUUUGGCUAUGAUGAUGUUUAUGCUAUCGAUCAAUCUUUACGGAGUUCUUCACUGCCACGGCCGCUCUAUUAUUAUUAAGAGAGAUACUCCUGAGAUGUUUCCUUUGGAGAAUAAAUUUAUACAACCAGAAGUUUGUAUCGAUGGCGGAAAUAUUGCCAACGACUAUCUUCACCAAAUUAGACAACAAAAUAAGUGUGCAAUUAUACAAGAAACAAAGUAUUUUCGUAUUCAUUACGAUGACUUCGGUUAUCCUACACCGACUGGAUUCAUGGCGAAAACUUGCCUUCCUAUUAACUGCGGAGAUACUGAAGACGUCAGCAAAAAUUGCAGAAACUAUGUUAACAUGACCAGUCAUCCUCUUUAUAUCCGUUAUUCAGAUAAUCAGGUUGGAGUAACGCAAUAUCUUAGUGUCGCCAAUUGUAUAAUACCGCCAACAAAUAAAACUGUUAUAUUUGGUACUUUACAAUCUAACAAGACGAUCGAAUUUCUCGAUAAUGAAGUUAAUACUAUAAAUACUUGGUAA
Molecule: messenger RNA, 579 nt
Organism: Trichoplax adhaerens
Lineage: Eukaryota; Metazoa; Placozoa; Uniplacotomia; Trichoplacea; Trichoplacidae
Exons: 2
Coding region: 1-579 (192 amino acids)
Source: RefSeq, a predicted model, not a curated record